CAAACCAAAACAAAGGCGGCAGUCAGACUGCGGUGACAUUUGAAGUGUUACCGUCUCAUUCCUCAUUUUGUGCACAUUUAAGAGUUUACCACACUGCAAGAGAUCGAUAAAGAGUACCAGGAUAAGCAAGAAGGCAGCAAACUGUGAGGGAUGUAAGACUCAGUUAGCAGAGGUUGGCGAGACUGCCAAGAGGUGCAUGAAUGGUCACCCUUUCCACUAGAUGAUGCCCCCAUCCUCCAAGUAAUGCUCCCAUCCUCCAGAAGGGAUGGCACAAGCAUAGCGUGUAGUGAGGGAUGAUGCACCUCCCACUGCUUUUGGUGCAAGACUCAGUGCUGAAGACCAAGACACCAUGGCCUAAGUUGACCUGGCUUGGUGAGGAUGGAGGGCGAGUGUGCAGUAUCUCACGGCACCUUGUUGGAGAGGUGGACCUGUCAUCUGGGUCCUGCUCCAAGGUGGCCAAACUCACACCAUUCACCAAGACCACUGCUGCCAUCAGUGCUACCUCAGAUGGUGUGUUUGUGUAUGGCAUCUUGAGCUCAGGCGACCUCUUCUUCUGGCACACUGUUACCAACCAGGUGCGGCAGGCAAAGGGGAUUCCUGAGGUGGUUACACACACAACAUUCCCAUCAGAUUCUAAUGUUAUGAGGGAUUUUUUAAAGCAGUUACUACCACAGAACUUUGGUAGCAAUGUUGCUUCAGAUGCAGUGGAACAGACCACCUGUCCUGUGCCUGCACACCACAGACCAAAGAUAUUUGCAUCUCCCAGCUGCUCAAAGGUUGUGGUGGUGCUGAGAGCCUCUCAGAUAUAUGUUUGGGAAAGGUCAUCAGGAUCUCGAGUGGAGGAGAGUCAGUUGUCCCAGCAUGCCCCUGGCAGUUGGUCUGUGGUUCACUGUCCUGGUGAUGUUUCUUUACCCAGCACACACUCAAAAGAAACUCAGAUCUCAUGCUGCUUUAUGUGUAAAGAGAAUUCCGAGGAGUGCCUUAUCACCUUCACCUUUCUGGAGUGUUUGUCUGUGGUGACAAGCACACUGACCCUUAGGUGGCGGGGCUCCAGGUUCCAUCCUCCUGCUGCCCACUGGAACUCAAAGCUUGUGUCUUUUUCUGCUCUUGGUGUACAAGAGAAUGAAUUGCAGCAAGUCAAGGGGAUCCUAAUUUCAAGUUACGCACAUGGACAAAGCAUACUUGCGGUGGCUGUGAAUUCAUGGAAGCAGUAUUCAAAGCUACUGUACAUCCAUCCAUUGUGCAACACUGCUGUGGCAACAAGUAUACAGGAUGUUGUGCCCCACUGCAGAAGUAGCAACAAAUGCAAUGCAAGGUCACAGUGGGUGAGUGACCUGGCAUGGUCCCAUGAUGCCCUGUAUCUUUUUGGUUGCCUGACAUCAGGGGCAUUGUUUGUGGCCACCAGGAUGGGUCCCCUCAUCAAAAUUUCUUGCCAAGGUGAAGGUAUCCAUUUACAAGCAGCAAAUAUUCUUGGGAUGCAACCAAACUCCAUUGUGUUCACUGAAGAGAUGGGUGAGGAGGAAGGAAAUAAGAGUCCUGGAGGGCUACCAAGCAUUACAUUCACCAUUUCGCCCCACCCCAACAAGCACCAGAUUCUUCUCUCCUCUGGCCUUAGAGUCUCUGUGCUUAGCCUUCCAUUGGAUGGCAGGAAGGAAGGAGAAGUGGUGGACUGCCUCCUUGCCUCUGCCACCCACGCCCUCCACCUUCUCUGCAACUCAGCUGUGACUCAUGACUAUGCUUACAUUCGGGACAGCACCUGGAGGCUGGCCCACUCUGUGCUUGACUUGACGCAGGGUCUGGAUAGCACCUCAUCAUCCAACCCUCCCAAUAUCAGCUUGUGGGACAGAAGGGUGGUGGUGGCAGCAGACAAUGCUGGAAGUCAAGAGAGAACUCCAGGUGAUGAUGGGGAACUAAUGCAGAUAGAGCAAGUAAUGAAGCCCCUGAUGGCAGCAUGGGCCCUCAUUGGCUCCCGUAGCGAAGCUCACACGUUGGAGUGGAAGAGGAGGGCAAAUGAAGUCGUGAUGGUGAUGACAAAGCUUAUGGCUACACUGUUGCGUAUCACCACCCAUGAUGAUCAUCUUGAACACCAGCUGCAGGUCCUCCUUGUACUGCAUUUCUACCACCAGUUUGUGAGGGUCCUCUGUUUGUGGCCAGACUCAUUCUACAUGCUGAGGCCCACCUUGCAGCUCACUCAUAGGCUCCUUCACAGUGUGCUAGCUUGUGAGAGGCAUGCAGGAGAGAAGAGCAUGGUGAGCACUCUCCUCAUCCUUUCCCAAACACUGUCCACACUGGAACACUCACUCACUCAGGCAUUUAAACUCAGACCAGCACUCCUCCUGCAAGCUCCAUCCAAGGCUAGAAAAGUUCUUGUUGAUGGAGAUGUUGAAGCUUCAGAUCUUAUAUUGUCUUCUGUUGAUGAUGGAAUGGACCAGCAUGAAAUUAACAGCACUGUGUCUCUUAGAAUGAAGAACAUUUGGCAGUGCUUAUAUGGCAAUGCAAAGAAGGUCUACUCUCAGCUUGCAGGAAAGAAGUUUGAUCAAGAGAGUUAUCAGAAGUCAUUGUUGGUUUUAAACAUUUUACAGGAUAAACUUCAGAGUAUUGGUUGUGAUUUUGACCAGAGAAUUAUGAAACUUGGAAGGUGCCAUCAGUUGUAUCUUGAUGGUUUAUACCUCAAGGCCAUACAAUCCUGGAAGCUGGAGAUCAUUGCAUGCCUGAUAAAGGGCCAUGGUAAGAAAGUAGUAUGCCAAGACCUUCACUCCAUCCUUUAUGCCUCUUUUGUGCAUGAAGGAUCUUUGGGAAUCUCACGCUUUAUAAACUGGCUGGAUGAUUUACUCAGGUCUCUCUUGUGUCCAAAGAAACAUUCUAGUCUUCUAAAUAGUCCACAGAUGUCUGCUACCAAAGAUAAAAGUGAUGAAAUGGAGCUGCCAUUUGAAUACUCUAAAGUAAACCAGAUACCAAAGAUGGAAGGAACAAAUGAGGCUGCUGCUAAAGAAGACAGUGAGGAAAUAAAAGUAUCUUUGAUGAGAAAAUUAUUAUGUAAGGAAGUUAACUGUGACAACAGAGUGCAUACUUUCUCCCCAGUUGAGGAGACAUCUAGUCAGAAACACAUAGAAAUAAGCAGGGUGCCAUGGAUUAUCAGUGCAGCACGCCAAGUUAUGGGAAGUUUGGGGCGCCUUUUGGCCUUGGAGACUCUUGGGUAUUGCCCUGAUGUGCCUCCACCUCACAGGCCACAUGUCAUUCCCCCACUCUGGACCUUCACAACACAGCCCCAAGGAAAAGUUCACCAGCUUCCAACCAAGAGAGGAGCAGCAGUCACUGGGGAGUGGCCUGUGGAUGCUGCAGCUCAGGCUCUGGCACUUGCUGGCUGCUGGGCAGACCUUGCCAUCUUUGCCUCAUGGCUGGAUGAUGCCAAGAUGGCUCUGGUGGCUGGGGUCUUGACCACCUUCGGUGAUAACAGGGUACCAGUACCAAGCACUGUCCUCCCUUUUUAUCAAAUCAAGGCCUUGCUGUGUCAACCCAUCAACUCCACUGUGGCAGAGUUUCACAAUCACCAAGAACUAUUACAGCUAGCAGCAAUGGCCAACCUGGAGGUUCUGCCUGUCAUUCUUGAAGAGUGUUUGGCCAAGAUGAAGGAGCUAAUCCCACUUUUUGAAACCUUUGUGCCUUCCCAGAUACACUUGCCAGCUCCACCUAUGUUCUGUCCUCUUGGCCCACAGGAUGGUGAGGAGCUGCUCUUUCAUGGAGCUCUUGAUAACAGUCAGAGUGAAAGGAGGCUGAGACAGGAGGUAGGUGGUUGGGUGAGACUGACAUGUCAGGUCACAAGUGCAGCUGGCAUUGCCUACCCUCUGCUCCUCUCCCUGCAGCAGAAGUACAGCAAGUUGCCCCUGAUGGGUAGUGAAGAUCUGAGUAACUUGGUGGAGGCACUGGGCUGCCAUCAGGAGUGCUGGCAGCCUCAGGGCCCAGAGUGGGAGAGAAUCACUUGGCUGUGGCACCAGGUGGUCACCCUUGUGUGGGUUCUCUACUCCAGAGACAGAUUAUCCCUGGGGAUUCGCAGUCUUGUGAGGAAUGCAUCAGCUGUCCAACAAAACCAAGAUCUGGAAAUGUGCAUUUUAGAAAUUCUGUCAUGGGUUCAUGAACUGAACACUUUAUGUGAACAUGACUCGUGGAGGACUGAGCUUGUUGCCUGUGCUGUGACUGCUGCCAGUGAGGCUCCUCCAGUCCCUGCUGUUGCUGCUGCCUUGGCCAGGGUCAUGCCUCAGCCAUCACUGAUGCCAUCACUGAUGAAAGACAAAGCAGAGAGGUUGUUUGUCACUUGGAAAAGCACAAGCAUAGCAUUCAGUGAAGUUGAGCCUCACUUUAAAAGAAAAGAGAAUGAGACUGAAGAUAUUUCUUCACCAGAUGUGUUUACAUCAUUAUUUUCUUUUUAUCAAGAUAGAUGUGAAGAAAUUGUUAAACACUUACCAUCAGAAGAGGAGAAAAUGGAAACUUUAAGCUAUAUUAAUAAAUGUCCAACAAAAUUCUCUAAUGGAAUUUCAGUUGCUGCAAGAAUCCAAGAGGAAUUUGAAAAAUUCUUAUUUCUUUUUGUUGAAUUAACGUUCAUGCGUGAUGUUCAGAAAUUUCCUCAGUACAUUUCAUCAGUCCCUCUACUUGUUCAGUUCAGUGACGUGCUGAGGAGAAGAGAGUUUGAGGGAAUAAAACUGAAGAACAAAUUACACCAUGAUGAUACUGGAAGCAUUACCAGCUCUGUUAAACACAAUAUUCUGAAUUCUCCCAGUCUUAAUACAAUGAAUCCUAGAAGUUCUGUAAGCACCUCAGAGAAGAAAGGUCUUUUUAGAAGCAUAGAUUAUUCCAAAAUGUUGCCCAGAGGGAGUGAAACCAUUUUUGUUUCUUCUGGGAAAAGGCAUGUGACAACCACUCCCACAAAUACUCAAUCUGUUAACAUGGUCUUGCAUAAUAUUGGAAAAGAAAAUCUAAUAAAACCAAAGAUGUCAAGUCCAUCAAGGAGGAAGCUGCCCAAUCUCUAUUUGCCAGGAAGAAGGUCACGCUCUUUGUCAAGACAGAAGAAGAGGCCUGUGCCUGUCCCUAGACCCAGGAGUCUUUCUGUUAGUGGUGGGAGAAGGACGCAACAGCAGAGAUCAUCCAGGCAGUAUUCAGAACCUCUGCACUGGAACACAUCUCAGAAGUCUAACAGUAGUAUCAAAGACUUGCUUCUCCAACGGCUCCUACAUCUUCCUCGGUGUCUUGGUUAUAACACAAAGCAGGUAGAGGUUGAUGAGACAAUUAAGUUGCUUCACUGGAUGAUGAGACGAGAAAGACAGUUUGAUUUCUCAGUUGUGGAAAGUGACUCUUAUAUUGUAAGGAGGCUUGCAAGGAAUGUAAAAUUUACUUUAGAUGAUGUGAUGCUUUCUGUCAUGUGGAAUGACUUGCCCAGAUACCUGUCUCACAUGAAAAAUGAGAAAAGUUAUCCUGAAAUAGAAAACAAGAAAUUAAAGAAGAAAAAGAAAAAGGAGAAAGGAAGGCAAAGGACAGAAUCUGUACAUGUGGUUCCAUACAAUAAACAUGUAGCUUCUGAUGACCAUAGUACAGUUAAUCAGGAGGAAAUGCUGCAAGCUAUUUCUUCUGCCGGUUGUCCAACAAGGCAGCAGAAUACUACCCCCAUAAAUACACCCAGUAAAGGUAUGGAAUGCAUAUCUGAAGAAUCUAAUGGCGUUGAAAUAAGGGAUGAACAAUUGUGUGCUGAACUAAAUGCUGAAGGCAUAAGUAAUUCUUACCUCACACAAAUGGAUCAAGAUAAGGAGAUAGAUGAUAAAGAAAAUGUGCAAAAUGACAGCGAGUCUGAAAAUUGCCUCUCUUCUCCUCAUGAUUUGCCUUAUGAAAAAUUAAAGAGCAGUUUGGUUGAUUUAAGUGGUUCAGUUGAUGUUCAGAAUCAUAACAUAGACAGCAUCAUAAAUUCUAGUAAAGAUGGAGAAAGGCAAGACAUGAAAAGAAGCUCCAAAGAAAAUUCAGAUACAACUGCCACUCCGUGUGAAGACCAAGAUCCACACCAACACAAUCACUCACCAGUCAGUCAAGUAACCAGCCUAUCUAAGACCUUCAAGAAAAGGAGGAAAACUUCAGAAACAUUGCCUGUUUCUUUUCAGGCAGUAGAGUUAGAACAGGAAGACACAGAUCCUGACAUCAGAACUACUGACCAAAAUAAUUCAAGAAGUGAGAAUCUCAGCAGUGAUGUCUCGCCUUCUUUUAAAAUUAAUCCCAAGAAUUGGUCAAGAGGACACCAGGUAGAGGUACAUGUGCAUGCCAAAAAGGCCAAGCAGUCAGUCCCCUGCAGAUUGCCCAUCCUUUCUGCUCCCCAUAGAGCAAAUAUGACUGGGGUUGAAGCUCCUGAGGAGUCAUUUGAUCCAGGUGUUAUUCGAUUUGGUCACCUCCUACACCUGUCCCCUGACACACCCUCUGUGAGUAAGAUGUUAGUGCCAGCUGAUGCAUCAGUUGGAAAGAACACUAGACCAACUAAGCCAGAUCAAGGCAUUCCAGAAGACACUCUGGAUGAUAUUACAUUGCCAGACUCUUUGCAUGCCUCUGAUCUAGAGGAACAAAAUGAAUCAAGUGCUUCAAGUCAGAAUAUGCAUGAUAAUAUUAUAAAGAAAAAUAGGUAUAGGUCUGUUAGUGAGAAAUCAAGAGAUAGAGGAACUGGAUUGUAUGUUCCUCUCCGUGUGAAGAAAAGUGUUACUAAUAAUGAUCCUCACCAUUGGGAUUGCAGAGACCUGAAUCUAAAGCCAGUCACAUUACAAGUGAAGUCAGCUCACAAAGCCACUCUUAGAGAUGAAGUGAAUACAUCAAUAAGUGAGAAACAUACGGCACAUAUGAAAGAAAAUAGUAAUGCUAAGAAGAGUUUAAAGUUAUUAACAUUGCCCAAGCUUUCCCCUUUAAAGAAGUGUGAUGAUAAACAAGAGAAAUCUCUCCAACUUAAACUGCUUCCAAUAGAUGAUGGAUUUAAAAAUACUGCAAAAGAAAAGAGAAAAAAUCAAAAUGUAAUUACAAACACAUGGUUGCAUCCUGUGGAGAAAAAAGCAGAACAUAUGAAACCAUUAACUAUUCCUAGGUUUUUUGACUCAGCUCACAAUGAUGACAGAAAGGGAAAUGAUUUGAACUUCAUUAAUCCUCAUCAAGUUUUUGCCUUCUACAGACAGAGUGCUCUCAAAAGACACACAGAAAAAUUCAAGAAACUUCAAGUCUCAAAAAAGUACUUGGUGUCUAGUGAGCAGCCACAUGCUGAACCUCUCAUCAGUAUUGAGAGGAAGGAGAAAAAAAUACCUGGUGAAGUUGCAGAAAAUAUAGACAGAGGAUUCCUGGAUCAAGUUAAAGACUAUGCAGACAAGUAUAGAAAAGGAGGAUAUGAAAAUAUUUUAAGGAAUGAUAAAGAAGUCAAUGAAAAAGAAAUUACAGUAUAUUACAAACCAACAGAUGAUAAAAAAAUGAUUGAUAAAAGUACACAGGAUGACCCCCACUUGACAAAGGAAGACAAACCAGUGGAAAGCAUUCAAAAUCCUUCAGACAUGAGGGAUGCCUUUGGCUCAAAUAAGACACAUUCAUUUGCAUUAAAGGACAAUGUGCUUGAGAGGGAGAAAAAAUGUGAAAAUAGAUCUGUAAAUACUGACCCUUAUGAGAUGAGGCAGAAGACAAUGAAAGCAUCAAGUGUGCAGACUGGAGGACUUGAUGGUGACAGAGCUUCAGCAUUGUCUUCAAAAUCUGCAGUACAGACUCAGACUGCAGCUCUUCAGACAGUGGAUGCAUCUGUGUUGACUGACUCUGCUGUGUUUGGCAAGAGUGAGUCUGUUCAAGUUGGAUCACUGCUUCCCUCACCACCACCACCACCACCCCUUAAAACAAAACAACCAUCACCUCCACCCCAAAGUGCUGUUUUGCCUCCUCAGCCAUCUCCUUCCUACACAGCACCCACUCACAAUUCUCGGCCUCCUUCAGAAACUGGCUCUGCCCACCAUUUUCUGCAUACUUUUGACACUCCAAGUGAGACUGUUAAAGAAGAACUGAAAGACAUGGAGAUGAACAGAACUGCCCUCUCACUAGAUGUGGGUAAGAGUGAUCAGUAUGUAGUUCAUGGUCUUUUUGACAUUGGUGAGAAAAGAAAAGCUGAAGAAUACCCUAAAAUCACAAACAGUGAUUACAAUGAGGAAAGCUCAUUGCAGAAACAAACAGCAGAUCACAUCUUGGAUGGAACUACAAGAAAUGAUGUAAGGGAACACAGACUUCUCAGCCAUACUGCACAAAACCUUUGCAAUGAUAAGAAAUUAUACAAAGCUGCACCUGUUUCUUCGGUAACAAUUACUACAGAUGUGCUUGUUAAAAAUAUGACAAUGGACAAUCUUUAUGAGGAAUUCUGUAGUGGCAGGAUAUCUUUAGAAGAUUUUUAUCUGAUGAGCUCUAACAUUCCAGAAGAUGAAAGGAAAAAAGAAUCAUUACAAAAGAUAGACAACAAGGGAAAUAUUCUGACACUAGAGCAACAAGUUCUUGAGGCAGCACAGAGCAUCAGUGAGUCACAACAUUUGAUGGAAAAAGUCAAAUGUCUCAUCCAGGAACCAGAAGCAGCAGAAACUGAUACACACACCUCACAAAACUGUAAAUCAGAUGAAAAGUUUCUGAAUCAUAGUCAUCGGCACCAGAAUAGCAUGGCUGUGGCCAGAAUUUCGAAAGAUGUCGCAUGGCAAGAAGCUUUAUCUGUAUAUAAAAAUCAUGGAAAAGUGGACUCUCUGCUACGGUUUCUAGAGGCUGCUGACUUUGAGAACGUAACAAGUGCUAUGAUUAAUGAAAUAAUACAGUGUGAAAAUAGCAUCCAGUCAAGUGAAGCUAGGAAAGCAUCAGAACAAAAAGUACAUGAUGACAUUUUAUUAGGACACAAAAAUAUAGAUAAUAUAACUCUGACCAACAACAAGAUACUGCCAAGGAUAAAAGUUAAUAAAAUGUCUGAACACAAGGGUCAUUGUGAGAUGCUACUGAACAGUGUGGAUACAGACACUACAGGCUCAGGUCUGCUGCUAACACAAGACAGAAUGAACCUACUUUCAUCAAGGACUGAGUCACAAGAACUCCAUCUCAGUUCACCAUUUAUCAGGUCACCAGACACCUCCUGUUUUUCGUCUCUUGGCAGUCUGCUUGGAGAAAGCACUUCAUCUCUUGACCACGAAGAAAAGAUACAGAAGAGGAGGAAAGAAAUUCGAGUUUGGAUCAAGAAACAGAGGCAGAAGCGCCAAGAACAAGCAAAGGCAAACCUGUCAGUGACUUUCACUAAACCACGCCUGAUUGCAGACGUGACUCCAGCUACUUCAAGGGAUCAUUCAAGCAUGACAGAUGCAGCAGCCAUUAAUAUUACUCAUGAGAAUUCAGGAUUAACUGGGAAGCAGUUACAAGAAAGAAGGAAGGAUAGAGAGGUGAAGCGAGCCAGACAAAGAGAGAUCAACCAGAAAAAGCGUGAAGCAGAUAUUGUAAAACUCCUUAAUGAUCAUAAGGAAGAGGCAACCAUGUAUCAAAGUCAUGUGAAACCCAAGCUUGUAUGUGAAUCUUCACCUAAAUUAACAAAGUUUAGGAAACUACAAGAGCUUAAGAGCAACUUUAACAGAAACAGCCACCUCAGUAAAAAAUUGUAUGGCAGCAGGGAACCCAAGUCUGUACAUGGCUUUGUUUGUCAUAAGAAACCAGAACUGAAUAGAUAUUUCAAAAAUAGCAAAGAAGAGUGGAGGAAGAGCCAGCAACAUAACCAGAUUAGUUCACCUCUUAGUCAGCACUCUUCUGAAGAGAGAGGACAAUAUUGUGUUGAAACAAGUAUUGAAGACAACACAAGCCUACAAAUGGAAUUUUAUUACUUAAAGAAAUGUUUAGAUAACAAGAAUAAGGAAAAACACAGAACUGGUAUUGGAACAAAAGAAAAACAGGAACCAUCAAUGGAUGAGGUACAUUUCUCAACACUCCUGAAGGAGGAAGGCAUAACUGGAAAAUAUAUUCCUUCACACCCUAAACUUGUGGUAAGCAAGGAAGGUGAAGCCUCCAGUAGUGAAAGCAGAGACUCCAGUUUGCGACAUUCCCUUCCACUGAAUGCAACUUUCACCAUACCAUUAGAUCGCAUAUCUGAGGUAGCAUCAAAUCUAUCAGAGACUUCAUCACAGGAUCAUCAGGAAGGUGAUGGGGCCACAGUAUUGGUGUCUGCUGGGGAGGAUACCAGCACAGACUCUUCAUGGAAUGUACCUGAGGAGAUAAGAAAUCUGCUGUACAGCAGUCAGUGACUGUUGUGUGGCAUGUCACACAAUAAGACACUGCAAGACUGAAGGUUAACUGAUCUAGUGUAGUGCUUUAAAAGCAAAUUAUUUUCUUGUAUAAUUUUGUGUCUGUAAUACUUAUUUCAGGCCCUGCAAAGUAUAAUGUGGGAAGUCUCUUUUUUAAGUGUCAGAAGUUGUAUUGUAGUUAAUUGCAGAACCUAAUCAAAUGAGGCACUUAGGGUGAAUCCAGCAAAA
Molecule: messenger RNA, 10520 nt
Organism: Scylla paramamosain (green mud crab)
Lineage: Eukaryota; Metazoa; Arthropoda; Malacostraca; Decapoda; Portunidae
Exons: 23
Coding region: 294-10292 (3332 amino acids)
Source: RefSeq, a predicted model, not a curated record